UAUGCCUGGUUCGACAACUGCUAUACGGCAAGAGAGACUUAAAAAGGCAGGUGUGAGGCCAAACACGCCUGUUCUGUUUACAAUUAACGAAGAAGAUGAACAGCAAAAGAAUGGCAAUUCCAAGAAGCAGAAAGUAUCUGAAAGCUCUAAAUUACAAGACAAAAAAGCUGCUUCAUCCAGCCGCCCUUCCUCUGCUGCUUUAGGGCUGAACACAAACAACACUGGCGCUAGACCAGACUCUGCGCCCGUUCUAAAAGUAGAUGAAAGACAACGGCUUGCUCGAGAAAGGAGGGUGGAACGGGAGAAAGUCUUAGCGGCAAGAGAACUUGCCUGGAUAGAAAAAGAAGAGAGAGCAAGGCAAUAUUACGAGAAACAUCUAGAGGAACGCAAAAAGAAAUUGGAAGAGCAGAGGCUAAAAGAAGAAAGGAGGAGAGCUGCAGUUGAGGAAAAACGAAGACAGCGGCUAGAAGAGGACAAGGAGCGACAUGAAGCUGUUGUUCGCAGGACGAUUGAAAGGAGCCAGAAACCAAAACAGAAGCAAAACAGAUGGUCCUGGGGAGGUACACUGCAUAGCAACAGCAGCAUUAAUACCACAGGUUAUUAUGUUGAAUCAUCCUUCACCUUUCUCGAUUUAGCAGGCCUGGAGUACCACUUCAGACCUCUGGGUGGUGCUAGGAAACCCGAUCCAGACAGGCGAUCUGUUUCAACAAUGAACCUUUCGAAACAUGUUGAUCCAGUCAUUAACAAGCGGCUCUCCUCCUCAUCUGCAACAUUACUAAAUUCUCCAGACAGAGCUCGACGUCUGCAGCUAAGUCCGUGGGAGAGCAGUGUCGUUAGCCGACUUCUGACACCAACGCAUUCGUUCUUGGCCCGGAGUAAAAGCGCAGCCACCUUGUCAGGAGAUGCAGUUAUCCCCAUUUGUCCUCGUUCAGCAUCUUGCAGCCCCAUCAGCCCUCUCUCCUUCAAGGCCAUAAGCUGUCGAAAUCCAGCAGACAGAGCAAAACUCUUUGGCACGACACCUGAUGUUCGACGUAGGAGGACUACACAUUCGGCAGGGACUAACAGAAAAGAAAAGGAAAAGGGCCUUUCGGUGACUAAUCUGUCAUCUGGCAAAAAGAGAGCUCGUUCACCUUCAGCCUUCAGAAGUAAAUCAUCUGCUUGGCAUGCCUCCAGGUCUUUGCCUUUUUUGCCUGGGACACCCAGAAAGCUAACUUCACCACAGGUAUCAUCUAGAACCUCCUCUGCUCAACCACGCCCUCCUUCCCCUGGCAACAUCCGGCCUGUCAAAAAUGAACGCAAGCUGGAAAAUGAGAAAAAAGAUACACGGCGGGAACCUGAGAAGAUCAUGGAAGAAAAGAAAGACCAAGGAAAAGCAACCCCAGCUCCCAGCAUCGUUGCAAAUGAAAACCUACCUUGCAAUCAAGAAACCACCCAGAUUGCUCCUACAGUUCUGCCUUCUGCUCCUUCUGCUCCUUCAGCGGGUUUGCUGUCUCCUGUCUCUAGCAAACCUUCUGCAGGGACAACAGACCCAGAAGAAGCGACCAGGCUCCUUAGUGAAAAAAGGAGGCUGGCCCGAGAACAACGGGAACGGGAGGAGCAACAAAGAAGAGAGAAGGAAGAGACUGAAAGGCAAAAGAAGGAAGAAUUGGCCCAGAAGAUUGCUGAAGAAAGGGCCCGCAGGGAGGAAGAAGCUCAGAAAUUGGAGGCUGAGAGGAAACAAAGGGAAACAGAACAAGAGCAAGAGAAAGAAGAGCAGCUGCGUCUGCACCGCUUAGCUGAAGAAAAAGAGCAGAAGGACAGAGAAGAAAUGGAGCAGCUUCAAAAACAGAAAGAAGAGGAAAUGAGGUUACGAGAAGAGCAGAUUCGGGUAGAACGUGAAAAACAUUUCCAAAGAGAAGAACAGGAGCGCUUAGAAAGGAAGAAGCGCUUGGAAGAAAUUAUGAGAAGAACUAGGCGAACAGAAGCUGCAGAAAAAAAAUCAAAUGAACAGCAAAAUGGAGAAAUAACAAAGGAAAGAGCAAGCAGCCCUACAUCUCCGUUAAGCCCCAUCAUGGGCUCUCAGGUUCAACAUGUGCCAGAAUCUCCACGCAACGGUGAAGUGGUAACCCAUACACAUGUGCUCAUAUCUCAUGAACCCACAGUCAACCUAGACAGUAAUCUUAACCCAGGAAAACAUCCAAAUGAAAAUGGAGUCACUAUGCAGAAUGAAAACUUUGAGGAGCUCAUCAACUUACCCAUGGGAACAAAAACAUCCAGAUUGGAUGCCAUGAACAACGAAGAAAAGGAAAGUGCUGCCAUUCCUUUGACCCCCAUUUUGGCCUUUGAAGAGAAGGGGACACUAGGGCCGUUGCCACAGGUAGACAAUGUUCAGACACAUCAAACAGCAGAAGUGGUCUGAUUCCCACUAAUGAAUUACCAAAGGCAAAGUAAAGGUCUCUGGCACAAGUGGAAUUCCUUCCAUUCUAUGAAGGAGUGUUGUCCUUUUCGCACUCUUGAAUUUUCUACAGAUUGCUUGGACAUCCCUGUGUUAGUUUGUUUUUUAAAGACCAUAGUAAAACCAGCAGAAGAAUUUAUCGGGAAUAGACUUGGAUUAUCUUUCUAUCAAAUAGAUCUCAACACUAGGAAAAUCAUGUUUCAUCUUUCAUAAUUUGCUUUUAUCUGGCAAGUUCCUUCGGUUAGCAUAAUGGCUAUUUUCUGCAUUCCUGAAGAGAGAAAAAAGAUUAACUGGAUUCUAACAAUAAUGAGUUGAUUACUGGGAUAAUGGACCUGUUGGUUUGGUUUUGAAGGUGGGUAUUUGGUUUUUAAAGGUAUAAUGUAAAAUCAGAGCUGAAUCUUUUUACAUUUUACUGAUUGAAUACUUGAAAAGUAAAUGCCUCAGUGCUCUACAAGUAGGGCUACUGGGGUGUUGUUUCUUUUAUUUAAACCUGUUGGUUUAAAUAUUAUUGCAGAGAACUCUUAAUUAUGGGGGCAAAAUAUAGGCUUCUGUAUCAGGUUCUUGUAAAUGUAACUCCUACAUGGACAUUCUGUAUAUUUAGGCAUCACUACUGUCUUCUUUCAUUUGCUCUUGAAAAUAAAAUAAUAUGACAGGUUUUAAAAUGUGAAAAAUCGAAAGCAUUAUUUUUUCAUGGAUGAAAUGAAAACCUGUUGUUGUUCUAGAUAAUGUAUUUAUUAAUUUUGUUCCGUACAAAAUAAAUCAUAGAAAAAUGUGAUAAAAACUUA
Anolis carolinensis (green anole) is the source of this 3219-nucleotide messenger RNA. RefSeq names its product microtubule associated protein 7 (gene map7). Gene Ontology annotation, biological process: microtubule cytoskeleton organization. The transcript is spliced from 19 exons. Lineage: Eukaryota; Metazoa; Chordata; Lepidosauria; Squamata; Anolidae. Gene Ontology annotation, cellular component: microtubule cytoskeleton. The coding region runs from base 2 to 2398 and encodes 798 amino acids. The record is from RefSeq and is a predicted model, not a curated record.